AGAAGUUGCUCCACAAAAAUAAGGAAAGAUUCUAAAAUAUCUUUUUAUCAAAAUUAUAAAUAUAAGCAAAAAGUGCACUUAAGCAACUAUAUAGACAUGGAACUAUGGAUUAGUUUUUUAAUUCAAGAUUACAUAUCCAAACUCUUCUAAUACAAGUUAUUGCAAGCAUGACCGUGUUCUAGAGUAGAAUGUUCUAAAGUAGAGUGAAUCUAAACAUCAAACAUGUUGGGGUUCCACAAUAGAGUGAUUGAGGCAGCGAAACCAAAUAGCAAACAAUAGCAAACUGGUUUGAGGUUUAGUGGCAGUUUUUACAAAUGAUUCAGUGACAUCUUAAAAUGGUUUAAUAGAGGUUUAGUGGCAAUUUGACAAAUGGUUUAGUGACAUCUGAAAAUGAUUUAAAAAAACAGAAAUUUAUAGAAAAAUAGAAAAUAGUAAGAAUCUACUAUUCAACAUUGUGAUGCACUUUUUACAUAAAUAAUUAUUAAUUAUUAAAAUCUAAUAUACUUUACACUUUCAUUUUAAUAAAUAAUUAUAUUUAUAAAAUUACAUUCAAAAUAGUACGCAGACGUUGCCUGUCAUUAAGAUACAUUCUAAGAGAUACCCUGGGCCCACAUCCCAUACUAAUUACUGGCUACACUUCAUAAAACAAAUGCCACCACGCGUUCUUCCAUAACAUUUUUACACGUGUUGUACAUAACGAAAUUCCAAUUUUGUCGGAGAGAGACGCUCUUGUCCCAGGAUUUUUAGCUUUCGCUUUGUUCUUUGUUUAAGAGUUUCUCGUCGGUAAAACUAAAACUAGCAAAACUAAAACUCUUCUCAUCAGGGUUCGAAACUCUUUAAUAAAAACACUCUCGUCAGGGUUCGAAACUCUUUGAAGACAGUACACCGUUGAAAAAUUGAGUAACAAUUCAUAUGUAAAGGAGUGAAAAAUGGCGAAGGAUGGACUACCUAUUAUUAGCAUCGUGUUAAAAUUUAUUCUUCUGAAUCUGGUAUUCACUCAAAUUCCUUGUUUCGAUAUCCCUACCACAGCGAAAAUAUAUUCCUGCCUUUCCUUACCUCCUAUUGCGUUUCUGCCAUGAUAACCUCCGUUGAGCUUUGAGGAUUUGUCUACAGUGGUGACGACAGCCAGCUAAAUUCGUUUCCUGUAAACCUUUUACUUGCUAUUCCAUCAGCUAAGUCAAGCUCAUCCGCCUGGUUAGAGAAAAUGGCUGCAGCGCCUAUUCGUCGGAUGAAGAAAUCGGUCAAAGAUUGUGAAGAACUAAGGACACGCGCUUCCAUUUUGUCAGUUAAAAUUACAGAAGUAGAAAAAGAAACGGCCAAGGCAAACUCCUGGAGGAGGAGCAAUCGUGUCUGUAAACAACUCCCCUGCUAUAAUUUCCUGCUUAAUUCUUUGACAGGGCAUAAAAAUGUGGAAAAAAGGAGGUUUGCAGUCAGCUUCCGAUCCUGGAGCUCUUCAACUGGCACCUCUAUGAAUCGAAUUGUUCAGUCUGGAGCACUACAUACACAAGCUGAAGCUGUAGCUGCAAGCACUUCUCGGGAAGUUGAAGAGCUGGCUGACAUUGAUUGGGAUGCACUUGGCUUUGGGCUCCGACAAACUGAUUAUAUGUACAUCAUGAAAUGUAGAAAAGAUGGAGAAUUUUAUGAAGGAGAACUCCAGCCUUUUGGUACAGUUGAGCUUAGCCCAUCAGCAGGUGUCUUAAAUUAUGGCCAGGGUUUGUUUGAAGGCUUAAAAGCAUACAGAACAACUGGUGGGCGAACCAUUCUCUUUCGUCCAGAAGAAAAUGCCCUGCGGAUGCAAAUGGGUGCAGACCGCCUGUGUAUGCCAGCUCCAUCGGUGGAACAAUUUGUGAAUGCUGUUAAGCAAACAGUGUUGGCCAACAAGCGCUGGAUACCACCUUCUGGCAAAGGGUCACUUUAUAUCCGUAUACUUCUAAUGGGCAGUGGGCCUAUUCUAGGGCUUGGCCCAGCUCCAGAGGUUACAUUUCUCACAUUUGUUUCUCCUGUUGGAAACUAUUUUAAGGAAGGCUUGAAACCAAUCCAUUUACAGGUGGAAAGAAUGCACCAUCGCUCAACACCAGGUGGAACUGGAGGUGUUAAAGCAAUAGGCAAUUAUGCACCUGCAUUGAGGGUUCUAUCCGGUGCUAAAGCAAAAGGAUUUUCUGAUGUGAUCUAUCUUGAUUCAGUCAAUAAGAAGUAUAUUGAGGAAGUUUCUUCAUGCAAUAUCUUUUUGAAAAAGGGUAAUAUUAUUUCUACUCCAGCACUGCAUGGAACGGUGCUACCUGGAGUUACAAGGAAAAGUAUCAUUGCAUUGGCUCGUACUCGAGGUUAUGAGGUCCAGGAACGAUUAGUAUCCAUAGAUGAGUUGCUUGAUGCAGAUGAGGUGUUCUGCACAGGCACAGCAGUGGUGGUCUCUCCUGUAGGAAGCGUCAGUUAUCUUGAGAGAAGAGUGACUUACAGGAGCGGAUCUCCAGGAGGAGUGUCAGAAGAAUUAUAUUCAGCUCUUACGAGCAUUCAAUUGGGUUUGGCUGAGGAUAGCAUGGGAUGGACUUUCGAGGUAAAAUAGACAGUUGAUAAAGAUGAUCAAUUUGUAUCCUAUGCUGUUGCAUAUUGAAAUAUGCCAAAUCACCACAUAUUAAACUGAUCUCACAACAAGAAGAAAAUGUAAAUAUCUCAUUAUCUGUAUGCUCUCUGAGAAAAUAAUUUUGUAUAGACAUGGAAGGAGAAAAUGAAUGUUUACCAGUAUGUGUUGGGCUCCUUUGUUUGCCACAUUUUGGUAGGGUGCAGAUCUGGUUCUCAUCUAAAAAGACAGAUUUAUUAUGCAAAAAGAAAUAUCACAGUUUGUAAUUAACUUUUAUAAUUGAUACUAUAAUUUAAUAAAUUUAUAGAAUAAUUACUUCUUAAA
Molecule: messenger RNA, 2902 nt
Organism: Cryptomeria japonica (Japanese cedar)
Lineage: Eukaryota; Viridiplantae; Streptophyta; Pinopsida; Cupressales; Cupressaceae
Product: branched-chain amino acid aminotransferase 2, chloroplastic
Exons: 11
Coding region: 1205-2563 (452 amino acids)
Biological process (GO): branched-chain amino acid metabolic process
Molecular function (GO): branched-chain-amino-acid:2-oxoglutarate transaminase activity
Source: RefSeq, a predicted model, not a curated record